CAUCUCGUUUGCAAAUUCUGUUCUGAAAAAAGUAAUAAAAGAAAGUGGAACGGUCAUCGAGAAAUAAAGACUUUUGUUUUCUUUAUUCUCGUAACCUAACGGCUAUUUUGUCGUGUGUAGCUGUAAUCAUGCGGGAAAUAAUCCAAAUCCAAACCGGUCAGUGUGGGAACCAGAUUGGAGCUAAAUUCUGGGAAGUUAUUUCGAACGAACAUGGCAUUAAUUCGAAUGGCAACUAUAUUGGUGAUAGUGUCUUACAAACAGAGAGACUUAACGUCUAUUAUAAUGAAGUUGCUGGAGGCAAGUACGUCCCUCGCUCCGUUCUUGUUGAUUUGGAACCCGGCACAAUGGAUUCCAUUCGUUCAGGUUUUCACGGUCAUCUUUUUCGACCGGACAAUUUUGUGUUUGGUCAAAGUGGCGCUGGUAACAACUGGGCUAAAGGCCAUUACACAGAAGGCGCCGAUUUGGUUGAUACAGUCUUGGAUGUAGUGCAUAAAGAAGCCGAAAACUGUGACUGCCUUCAGGGUUUCCAACUGACUCAUUCCCUCGGUGGGGGAACAGGAUCCGGCAUGGGGACUUUGAUAUUAAGUAAAAUCCGUGAAGAGUAUCCGGAUAGAAUGAUGAACACUUUCUCUGUUGUCCCAUCACCGAAAGUAUCUGAUACCGUUGUGGAGCCAUACAAUGCAACACUGUCGAUACACCAACUGGUCGAAAACACCGACGAAACCUUUUGCAUCGAUAACGAGGCUUUGUAUGAUAUCUGCUAUCGUACGUUAAAACUGAAUACUCCUACAUAUGGCGACUUAAACCAUUUAGUGUCUGCCGCAAUGGCUGGUGUAACAACUUGUCUGAGGUUUCCGGGCCAGUUGAACGCUGAUCUACGUAAACUUGCUGUCAAUAUGGUACCAUUUCCCAGAUUACAUUUCUUUAUACCAGGUUUCGCCCCUCUAACAGCUCGUGGCAGCCAGCAAUACAGCUCUUUGUCUGUAGCAGAAUUAGCACAACAAAUGUUCGAUCCUAAAAAUAUGAUGACCGCCUGUGAUCCAAGACACGGUCGUUACCUGACCGUUGCCACUAUAUUUCGAGGCCGCAUAUCAAUGAGGGAAGUCGAUGAACAAAUGCUGUGCAUGCAGAAUAAGCAUAGUAGCUACUUCGUUGACUGGAUUCCAAACAACGUGAAAACGGCCGUCUGUGAUAUUGCUCCACUUGGGUUCAAGAUGUCUGGCGUAUUCAUGGGCAAUAGUACGGCUAUUCAGGAAUUAUUUUCACGCAUCUCUCAACACUUCGCUGCAAUGUUUAGGCGUAAGGCCUUUUUGCAUUGGUAUACUGGCGAAGGUAUGGAGGAGAUGGAAUUCACAGAAGCCGAAUCCAAUAUGCAUGACCUAAUAUCUGAGUACCAACAAUACCAGGAAGCUACUGUUGAAGAAGAUACCAGCGGAGAUGAAGUCUAGGCGCUUAAGAUUUGGUCGUUUAAAUUCUAAUAUAUAGCCUUAUAUUUGGUGGAUUUCGUUUUGAAUAUUAAAACUAUUUAAAAUUGCUUUUUAAAUUGUUUCGAUAUAGUAUUGCUUAAAUAAAAUAUUAAAUAAUUUUAUUCUUUAGAAAUAAAACUAUUAUUGACUUGAAUUGUC
Molecule: messenger RNA, 1625 nt
Organism: Octopus bimaculoides (California two-spot octopus)
Lineage: Eukaryota; Metazoa; Mollusca; Cephalopoda; Octopoda; Octopodidae
Product: tubulin beta chain
Biological process (GO): microtubule-based process
Cellular component (GO): microtubule
Molecular function (GO): GTPase activity; GTP binding; structural constituent of cytoskeleton
Source: RefSeq, a predicted model, not a curated record